ACCCAAAGCCAUCAUACUGAUCAGGGCUAAAAAUGGUAGCUGUACUCUAGAACAAAUAAAUGAACCACUAUUUGAUCAUAUCCACAAAGUUUGAGACACGUGAGAUAUGUACAUCAAUCAAAUGAAACAACAACAAUUGACACAUAAGUUGGCUGGCUACAAACAUCAAGUGGUGAAAUUGACAAGUGAGGUCAAUAUUAUGUUAAAUAUUGGUGAUCGACAUGAGACCAAGCAUCAAGUCUCAGUUCACCUCAGGAAUGCUCUGAAGACGGGGCCUCCAUGACCACCGUUGCUGUUGAUUUUGAACCUGAAAAUGUUGAUCGCUAGCAUUAAUCAGCCUCGACAACAUUUGGUCCACCGGCAUUUCGCCCACGUCAACUUCCCCUAGCAAUUUCUCCAGCUGUUUUUUGGUAAUCCUAAUCUUUAUUUCUCUCCCAUUGGAAAAUGAAGAAGAUGAUGAUGAUGAUGAUGAGAAACCCGGGUUAUGGUCAUCAUCGAGUAAGCUUUGGUUUUCUGGGACAUAUUUUUUUUGUGCCACGGAGGAAUCCCAGUCAUCACCAGCCCAUGCCAUUGAUGACACUUUACGCCUUCUGAGUUUUAGACAGUUGCCCAUAUUUUGAGUACCUAUUUUUGUACUAAAGAUUUGAGGCAUGUAUGAUAUAGCUGGGAAUAUAGAAAACAAGUGAUGCGGGGAAGAGAUCAAAGAGAGGGGAGAAAGUGGAGCUGCAUAUUGUGUUUGGAUAUAUAGGAGGAGGAGGAAACAGGGUUGGUAAAAUAUUGGAUAUGUAUGGGAGGUGGUAUGAAAUAGGACCAGCUAGCUUGAAGAAUUAAGCCACCAAGACAAGAAGAUGGUUAAUUAGUUGACCAAUUGCCUGUGUCGGUCCCUUUGAGGAUUGAGGUUGAAGGGAUAGGCUUCAAGAAAUAGCUUGAGCUUGGACACGUAGAGCUGGCUUGGCUAGCUACUAGCUAUUUCAUGGCUCUUGAUACUUGAGGCUGAAGCCUUUUCCAAUAUUCAAUGUUGAUUUCCUAGAAGGAAGGAUGAUGUCUAGAUGUUGGAAAUUUUCAAAGAUCAUUUGCAAUUCCAGAUAGAUAUUCACCGAAAGCUUUUUUAAGUUGAUUCACCUAAUUAACAAUCAAGUGCAAUGGCAGGUCAGAUGAUACGUGCCUAGCUAAGCAAUAACAUGGAAACUUCAGACAGAGCCCAUAAAUUUCCAUGUGAUUUUGGUAAAGACUUCGUUAAUGGUCAUCCUCUUAGUUCACGAUCACGUGGGCGACGCGUGACUGAUGGAACUGGGAACCUCUCCGGCCACCGGAGUACGAUAAGGGGACCUAGAAGGAGGUUUAGGUGGGAGGCAAGUGGGUUGGCCACUCCACGUGUGGAGUGGAAAUCAGAUGGUGCUGUAUCCGGUGCUGCGGCUCCCGCCGGAGGGGAAGGGAUCCGGCAGGUGCGAGGUGGCAUUGUGGUAGGGGUCUCAGCUAGGAAGUUGGCAGCUCGGAUGUGGCACUUGGCGGAGGGUUUUAACUCUGGUGGCGGUGGUAUGACGCGGCAGGGGCGGUUUAAUCGGUUACGUUUUGGGCUUCAACCACUCUUGUCCAUUUGCAAAUCUGCGAUGAAGGGAGGUUCAGAUUGGGAGCUGGCGGGUCUAAAAACGCCGAGUGCCAAUGAAGUUUGCCAAUUUCACAACAAUGGGAGGCUUGUAACUAGUCACCAAAUUGCAACAAUCUCCGUUGCUUCUGCUUUGCAAGUUGAACUUGUGAGAUCUCAAAAUCGGGUGAAAGAGCUUGAAUCUGAGCGCCAUUUGGUUAAAAAGAAAAUCAAACAGUUUUUGAAGGGGCACAGUGAAGAGAAGGAGUCGAGUAAGAGAAGCAAACGGCAGAUGGUUCAGAAGAUUAAUGACUUAAAGGUCGAACUACAAAAGGAGAGAAAAAACUAUCAAAAGAUGGAUCUCGUCAAUUCCAAACUGCUGACUGAUCUAACCCAUGCCAAGUUAGCGGCCAAGCAAUUCAAGCAAGAAUACGAGAAAGAAAAGAAUGCAAGGGAGUUACUGGAGGAUAUAUGCCAUGAUCUAGGUAAUGACAUCAAGGAUCACAAAGCCAAAAUAAGAGCUAUCAAGGUUGAAUGCGCAAAAAUCCUAGAGGAAGUGGAAGAAGAGAGACAGAUGCUGCAAAUUGCUGAAGUUUGGCGUGAAGAACGUGUUCAGAUGAAAUUAAUUGAUGCUGAGCUGAUUCUUGAAGAAAAGUACUGCCAGAUGAAUAAUCUGAUAGCAGAUUUGGAGAAUUUGUUGAGAACUAAUGGUACAACUCCAGAGAUGAUCAAGAUGAGAGAAGUCGAAGGCAUGAACCUGGAAAUGCAAUCAUUCAGCGUUCAAGAUAGAGAGGAGCUACGUUACAUGCCACCUACGGUGAAUGACAUACACACAAUCACUGAGAAUCUUCAAGAUGGUGGAACAAUGGAAACUGGAAGUCAUGAAUGUCAAAGUUAUCUUUCCGACACUCACUCCACUAAAUUUCAUAACGCCAGCUGUGAAGCUAAUGAAUUCACCAAAGACCGUAGCAUUGAUCAUGAUAGGAGUUCAGCAAAUGCCAGUUUCAGGAAAAUUUUGACUUGCAGUAUGGAUCAAUAUUCAAGUCAUACUCUUGGAGAUGGCACAAACUCUGUGGAUGGAAUUUCUGGAGGCAGAUAUGUUUCUAGUCUCACUAUCCACAACAUUCAGAAUGCAAAUCAGCAGUCUCUAAAUUGUACGAUUAAUAACUUCACCUCCAUGGAGAAAGAUAAAAAUAAAGGACCAUCUGUUCGCAAAUUUUGGAGAUCCACACCUAGUGUUGCUGAUGUUCUCAGGACAAUAUCAGUUGAUGAGAAUCGAAGGCCUUCAAAUGGAUCAAAUUCUUCCAACGUAGCCGUCUCCCCAGAAAAUUUUUCCGAAGAGGCUGUCAACCACAAUGAGCUGGUAGGUCAUUGCUGCUUGCCUGGCCAAAGAAAUCCACACGUUACUCGAGCAAUGAGAGGAUAUAUUGAAUGGCCACGAGGGAUUCAGAGGAAUGGUUUGAAGGCCAGGCCCUUGGAACCAAGCUUGGAGAGUCAGAAAAAGCAGUUGCGCAAUGUGCUUAAGCAAAGGAUUGAGUAAAUCCCUAAACUUCUUGUUUUGCCAAGGUUGGUCCGCCAUUGAGGUCAUUUUGUUAAAACUUUUGGCAGAAUCAAUUUGCUGGUAUCAUUUUGUAGUGGUGGGAUCGUCUAUGCAAUCAAAUUGUCCAUUAAGAGCUCUUCCCUGGGGCUGCAGCUUGACGAUAGUUGUAUGUAACCGUUCCUUCAAGAAUUUUGCUGAAUUCCGCUGUGCAGGUAUACUUUUGCAUGCUUGUUCCAGGGACAUUGUUUGGAUGAGUUGUAGCUCAAAAUUAGUCUGCUGUUAUCACGAACUAUACAAGCUGUUUACAGCAAAAAAGAACCAUUACUUGCAGAAAUUGUACUCUUCUAUUUCUUACAUUUUGAGUAUUACGACCUUUCGAAGAUUAGUAGCUUGUAUCAGAGGCUAUGCAACACGCUGGUUAAUUGCCUCUUGUAAAUUAGCAGAUCACAUCAUAAAAUCUUGUUCAUAUAUGCUGCCACUUGCUAAA
Molecule: messenger RNA, 3612 nt
Organism: Coffea arabica (coffee)
Lineage: Eukaryota; Viridiplantae; Streptophyta; Magnoliopsida; Gentianales; Rubiaceae
Source: RefSeq, a predicted model, not a curated record